Messenger RNA from Plutella xylostella (diamondback moth), 342 nucleotides. The record is from RefSeq and is a predicted model, not a curated record. NCBI's taxonomy places the organism in Eukaryota, Metazoa, Arthropoda, Insecta, Lepidoptera, Plutellidae.
AUGCCUCUCAGGACUCUGUUCAGAUAUUUGGCUAACAAUGAGCGUCUGGUGCAGAAGCUGGCUGAGUCAUACCCCGUGAGGCGGGCGGCCCAGCUGGCCGUCGCCAUGUUCUACAAGGGCAAAGACAAACUGGCUGAUGUGGAUCCCGUUAAAGUCAACUCACUCAUGUCUUUUUUCAAAAGAUUUUCACAAAACAUGAAAGAAGGCAUAGAGGAUGCCAAGAAGCAACUCAAGAAAUGAUUUUUCCUUCUGUAUAGUUUUCUACUACCUAGCUAGUUUAAUAAUGUAGUAAAUUUUAUAGAAUUAUAAUGUAACUUGUAUAAAGAAAAUGCUUUGUUUUUA